This is a messenger RNA of Clonostachys solani, 972 nucleotides long. The record is from the annotation of a GenBank genome assembly. NCBI's taxonomy places the organism in Eukaryota, Fungi, Ascomycota, Sordariomycetes, Hypocreales, Bionectriaceae.
AUGCCACUCAGACUGGAUCCCGAGUUAGCAGAGGCUAUGGCGCCGUUCGCUGCGGCUCCGAAGCCUGACUUUCAAGACGCUCUGCAGAUUCGUGCGUCAAAUUCUGCCGUGGCUGCAGUCACUUUUAUGGCCGUUCCGUUCCCCGAGGGUAUUGAAGAAACCAGCCACUCCAUUACAUCACUUGAUGGAAGCACCUCAAUUGAGGUUCGUCGCUUCCUCCCCCGCGCAGUCAAGGACGGGCCUGGACCGCACCGAGCUGUUUUGUUUGCAUUUGGAGGGGGUUUUGUCUCGGGCAGUGUCCAAGAAUUUCGGUCGUUUAUUGGAAAAGCUGCAGUAGAGACGCAAUCACAGUAUUUUGGCGUGCAAUACCGCUACGCCCCCGAACAUCCCUUCCCGGCAGCAGUGGAGGACGUCUUUUCUGCUCUCAAGUGGGUACAGGAACACGCCGCCGAGUUCAACGUCGAUCCAGCUCGUGUCAUUGUUCAUGGGCAUAGUGCGGGUGCUGGUCUUGUUGCAGGCGUGGCACUGAUGGCCAGGGACAAGGGCUUGAGCCCCCCUCUCGCCGGUCAAGUGUUGAAGUACCCUAUGCUCGAUGACCGCACGAGUUUGAGCGAGGAUCAUCCCCUCACUCCAUUCCUCUCCUGGCCAGACAAAGCCAAUAAGAUCGCCUGGCAGGCGUACCUGGGGGGUAAAGAACAGUCUAAAAGAACCGAGGGCACUGUUUCUCCAUAUGCCGCCCCAGCAAGAGCACAUGACUUGAGCGGGCUCCCUAAGACAUUCAUUGAAGUGGGAGGGUUGGAUCUCUUUAGAGACGAGAAUAUAGCAUACGCCGCAAAACUUACAUCGGCGAACGUGGAAGUGGAAUUCCACCUUUACCCAGGGCUCUUCCACGCUUAUGACGGGCUAGCACCGAACAUUACUCUGGCAAAAGCUUCAGAGGAGAAUAUUUACAAAUUCAUAAAAACCCUCUAG